UCAUUUUCCCUUUUCUUCCUUCCUUCCCCUCUUUGGCUUCUCUCCUGGCCUCUCCUCUCCUCUCCUCUCGUCGUUGCACCCACCUCCUCUCCCAAGAUCUCACCUUUCCACCCCCUCCGCCCCCGCCUCGAUCCGGCAAUGGCUUCCCCCGGACCGGCCACCGCCGGCGAGCUCCUCCGCAUCGACCCCGUCGAACUCCGCUUCCCCUUCGAGUUGAAGAAGCAGAUCUCGUGCUCGAUGCAGCUAUCGAAUCUCAGCGACGACUACAUCGCCUUCAAGGUGAAAACUACAAGCCCAAAGAAGUAUUCGGUGCGGCCUAACACAGGGGUUGUCUUGCCACGGUCUACCUGCGAUGUUGUUGUGACAAUGCAAGCACAGCGGGAAGCCCCGCCUGACAUGCAGUGCAAAGAUAAGUUCCUAGUCCAGAGCGUCAUUGCACCUUCCGGUGUAACUGUGAAGGAUAUCACGGGAGAAAUGUUUACGAAGGAGUCCGGAAAUAAGGUUGAAGAGGUAAAAUUGCGAGUGACCUAUAUUGCUCCUCCACAGCCACCAUCUCCUGUUCCCGAGGAAUCAGAAGAAGGUUCCCCAUCAAGGGUUUCUGAGUCAGAAAAUGGAGACAGUCUUGGUGGGGGUUUCACUAGAGCACUGAGAGAACGCAUUGAGCCUCAAGAAAAUUCAUUAGAGGCUGGAGCUUUGAUUAACAAAUUGAAUGAAGAGAAGAACUCUGCAAUUCAACAGAACCAUAAAAUUAGACAGGAACUGGAUAUGAUGAGACGGGAGAUAAGCAAGAAGCGCGGAGGGUUCUCCUUCAUAAUCGUCAUAAUUGUCGCCUUGAUCGGGAUCUUCUUGGGCUAUAUGAUGAAGUCAUAAUUCUUUGAGUCGACAUCGAAGGGAACUGGACCCCACAUUCAUGCCAAGUUAUUCUUGGGAGGCAAAGAGACCGUCAUGAAGUUCUCCUUUCUGUUUUGUCAAUAUAGGAGUGUUGCGUACGUGGGAAAAUCUUCAACCAGAUUAAGCUUGUUUUCUUUUGCAGUUUGUUGUUUGUUGUAUUGGGUGAGUUGUGCACUUCUGACACUGUAACUUGGAAAUGCAUUAAUCGCUUCUGUUGACAGUUUAUCUUGCC
This is a messenger RNA of Oryza sativa Japonica Group (Japanese rice), 1123 nucleotides long. RefSeq names its product vesicle-associated protein 1-2. Gene Ontology annotation, biological process: endoplasmic reticulum membrane organization. NCBI's taxonomy places the organism in Eukaryota, Viridiplantae, Streptophyta, Magnoliopsida, Poales, Poaceae. The record is from RefSeq and is a predicted model, not a curated record. Gene Ontology annotation, cellular component: endoplasmic reticulum membrane; plasma membrane.